AUGGUCUGUGGACACUUCAAACUCACUGCCCUCCUGGAUGGUCCGCUAGAAAGAAAAUAGAAAGAUUAUAUACUCUUAAUACACAUUAAAAGUAGCCAGUGUGGUGCCCUUCAGAUGUUGUUAGGCCCCAGUUCUCAUCAUUCCCAGCCGACAUGCCCAGUGGUGGGAUUCGUAAUCUGGCAAUAUCUGAAAGGUACUACAUUCUUUGCUUUGUCCUACAUGCCCAAAGUCAUGAGAAAAGCUUUGACAAUCCUGUGAGGCCGACCAAGCUUCCCCUACUCCCCGCCCCAUAUUCCAUAUUAACAAUGAAGACCAAGAAGCAGUUGAGCAGUUGAGAACUAAAAACAGAAAUACAGUGGUACCUCGGGUUACAUACGCUUCAGGUUACAUACGCUUCAGGUUACAGACUCUGCUAACCCAGAAAUAUUACCUCAGGUUAAGAACUUUGCUUCAGGAUGAGAACAGAAAUCGUGCUCCGGUGGCGCGGCAGCAGCAGGAGGCCCCAUUAGCUAAAGUGCUACCUCAGGUUAAGAACAGUUUCAGGUUAAGAACGGACCUCCGGAACGAAUUAAGUACUUAACCCGAGGUACCACUGUAAGGUGAUACCUCAGGACCCUGAAACAUGCCUCUUGUAGUCAAAAAAACAGCAUCAGAAUAACUCAUCUCAGCAAUAGCACACAUACGUUAAUGUUUCUUUCUCUACAAAACAAUAGUUCAUUACCUUUCAGAUAACCAAUCUCAGCUGAAGAUUUUACAUCUUCCAAAAACACUCUAUCCUUUUGUUUUUCUUCUCUCCCACAGUUUCUCCAGGUGCCCCCACCGUUUUCCCACUUAUUCCGUCUUCUAAGUGCAUUGCAAAUGAUGCAAGAAUCACCGUAGGGUGUUUGGCCAAGGGUUUCCCUGACCCAGUCACUUUCUCCUGGAGCAAUGCCACUGGCAGGACCUUCGAGAUUAAGAAAUUUCCUUCAAUCUGGUCCUUCAAUGGGGCUUUCACCGUAAGCUCCCAGGCGGUUAUUUCUGCUAAUGCUUGGAGCAAUUUCAACCCCUUCUAUUGCACGGCUGCUCACAAAGCAACAACCAGGACAGCACAAGUGGUUCGUCAGCGUAAGUGAAUUUAUUUGUCUUUUCUUUCUUUCUUUCUUUCUUUCUUUCUUUCUUUCUUUCUUUCUUUCUUUCUUUCAAAAAACAACAUUACCCAGCAGCCAACAGCAACACAAACCAGGAGAUUAGCAUCAAGUAUGUAUCUUGCAUCCAAUUAACUAUCUAGUUCCUAAAGUGCUUUACAGCACAUCAUUUUAUCUUCUUGACACAAUGAACAAUUAUGUAAGUCCAGGUCAGAACUAAGACAUUCCUGCAUUGGAUGUUUAUUUAUUUAUUUCAAGGAGAGAAAGGAAAGGAGAGGAUCUUGCCCUUGAUUUAAGAUGAGAAAUAGUGUUUCUUUCCCCUUCCCCUUGUCCCAUGUCUAGGAAGCAUGGGUCCGAGCAAUUUUCCUUUUCCCAGACAAAAACCGCUCUUCACUGCUGAAUUGGCGCAAAUGUCAAACCAACAAAAACCUGACUGAUGUUUCCUCCUAUUGAGCAACAAAGACUGGGUUUUCCUGGGGGAAAGCAGUGGGACAAGCAGAAGUUUGUAUGAGCCCUGGCAUAUGAUUACCCUGUAGCAUGGGAAAUGAACUCUUUACCUUCUCUGUUUUUACUCUUAAAUUUGUUCUGAGGCUGCGCCCUGCCUCUGCAGGCUGAACCCAACUCACAUUUGGUUUGCCUCAAAUGAAGCCCUGCUCCAGUUGAUUUAAUGUGAACAUGCUUCUCUAGAGUAGGCCAGGCACACAAUCUGCUAGAAGACAAUCUCAUGAAUUUGGUCUGCAGACCUCUCCACAUAAGAAUACCUCCAGUUGUAUAUCUUACCCUUGGGUUGCUGGAUUCAUCUGCGAUGAAACAGUUACUUUGCACUGUUUUCCUUCCUUCUCAAGCACUGAACCCGGCCACUCCACCUAACAUUAUCAUCAGCGCACCACGCCUAAUGGAUUUUGUGGGGUCCCCCUUAAAUGCCACCAUCACCUGCAAUGCUAUUAAUCUGCACACUGAGAAAACCACGCUCCAGUGGCUGAGGGAUGAAGCAGUUCUUGAAUCGGAUGGCCCCACUACCAUUUCAACCUCAAAAUGCAGUCACAGCCUGAGGAGUGAGCUAACAGUCACCAAGAGAGACUGGGACAAUGGCAAGAAGUUUUCCUGCAACGUGUUCAAUGAGAAAUUCAAUGGGAUAAGGAACAUCAGCAAACCCCUUAUUUGUGGCAGUAAGUUGAAAAUUCCAUCCAGAAACUGGUUUGCCAUUCCAACGCAACGGGGGCAGAUCUAAUCUUGUUCUCAGGAAGAAGCACUCAAUAUAUUUGGUCACAUUCUGGAAAUAUUUGUUGAGUAACACAGCAGAGAUUGAGGUUUAUUCACUAAAACUCAUCUAGGAAUUCAUCAGAAUCUAUACAUGCCUACAGGCUAAACCAGAGGUGGGCUUGCUCUAGAAUACUGAGUUACCUUACCUAAACAGAUUCUAGGGCAAGAUCUGAUGACACAUACUGCAGAAACAGUAUCCUUCAGCAUAUUCUAGGAUACUGCUGGAGUAGAUCCAAGCUUGGUUUUAUUGUUACAUGAGAUAUUAUGGUAGUCAUUGCCCCCAUUUUUUUCUACUGAGCCAAUGCUGACAUUAUUUUUAUAGACGAAAAACAAACAAAAUCUCCUUGUAUUUUUUAAAAAAUAUUUCCCCUAGUGAAGGCUUUGUGUAUUUGGGGUUUUACAAGGCACAGUGUAGAAACUCUAGAUCUGGCAGAUCAGAGGAUCACUAAGGAAACAGACUUGUGCAGCAGCUGGCAAGGACCAAGGACUCCCAUCUACAAGACCUUCUCUAAUCUAUAUAGUGCACAGAAAGGAUGGGGAAAUUCUCAAUUUUAGUUGGCCAUAAAAAUAGAACUCUUGUGUACUUUGGAUUUUCAAUCAGAUAUAUGUUGGGGAUUAAGAGCAAACAGGUUUUGAGGUGCCAAUAGAAGUUGGUCUGCUGUGGAAUUGAAUGUUCUUCUUACUUCUUUUAAGAUCUUCCUGUCCCUGUCAAGGUUGAGACCAUCCAGCCUUCCUUUGCUGAUAUUUUCCAAACCAAAACAGCCAUUCUGACCUGCAGAAUUUCGAACAUACCUGAGGACCAAGAUCUUAAGGAGCUGAAAGUCACCUGGACACGAGCAGUUGAUGGCACACCCCUAGAGACUAUCCUUAAACCGUUCCAAGAACAAGAAAGCAGUGGGCUGCUAUUCAAGGAUGCAGUAGCUACAGUGAAUGCAGAUGAGUGGAACAAAGGGGAAACUUUCAAAUGCAAUAUUAUUCACCCAGCUUUAUUUCCCUCAAUGGAAGUCAGAUCCCUGCGCAAGCCUCAAGGUAGGUGUCUAUUUUACAUCAUCCUACAAAAAUGGCUAACAACCCUCAAUGUCACUUUUUUAAAGGACUUUGGCUUUACCAGACUCCAGAAGGCUCAUAAUAGUUUUGCUCUGCCCUAACAAUAAUUAAGUAUAAUUGGACAGGAAAAUUGGCUUCCAGGUGGAAAGAUCCAAAUUAGAAACAGAAUUGUUAGAACCCAAGACUAAGAAUUUGUCAAGAAUGUAUAACUUGCUGCUGAAAUGGAAUACUCAAGAUGAAACGGUAAAAUCGGCUAUGAUUAAAUGGGCACAGGACGUUGGAUAUAACAUUAUGUUUGCUGACUGGGAACAGUUAUGGACCACAGGUAUGAAAUUUACGGCAUGUAAUGCCUUAAGAGAGAAUAUUAUGAAAAUGAUAUACAGGUGGUACAUAACCCCAGUCAAGCUUGUGAAAAUCUAUCACUUGCCCGAUAACAAAUGUUGGAAAUGUAAAGAAACUGAAGGUACAUUUUUCACCUUUGGUGGACGUGCCCAAAGAUUAAGGCAUUCUGGGAAAUGAUAUAUAAUGAAUUAAAAAAGGUAUUUAAGUAUACCUUCCCUAAGAAACCAGAGGCCUUUCUCCUGGGCAUAGCCGGCCAAAUGGUGUUAAAAAAGGAUAGAACUUUCUUUAUGUACGCAACAACAGCAGCAAGAAUACUCAUCGCAAAGUGUUGGAAGACACAAGAACUUCCCAAACUGGAGGAAUGGCAGAUGAAACUUAUGGACUAUAUGGAAUUGGCGGAAAUGACUGGUAGAAUCCGUGACCAGGGAGAAGAGUUGAUGGAGGAAGACUGGAAGAAAUUCAAAGACUAUCUUCAGAAACAUUACAAAAUUAAGGAAUGUUAAAGGGAUGUUGGACUGAAAGUAAGUGGUUUCCAGCUGCACAGGUUAAAGUUAAUGAUAGAUUAAGAUUAAAGAUCAAGAUUAAAGAUGUUUAAAGAAAUGGAAAUUUGAUACUAAGAGGGAAAAUUUUAACGUUAUAUGAUAUUAAGAUCAAGGAUUAGGUUUAAAAAGUUGAAGUUAUAUAUUUUAACAUUUUAUUAAAUUAAAGAUUGGGAUUAAAAAAGUGGAAAAGAAACUGCAGGACAAAUAAUGUGGAUUGGAAUACAAAAGAGGGAGGUAUGAGGAAGUCCAGAAAAUAAGUAAUUUAAAAUUGGAAAUGGAAAAGAGAGUUUGUUUUUAAUUGUUAUGCUUUUUGUUUUUUAUUGUUGAGUUUUGUAUUGUUUUUUUGUGUGUGUUGUUUUUUUUCUUUUGUUGUUUAAAACUUUAAUAAAAAUUAUUUAAAAACAAAAAAAACAAUAAUUAAGUAUAGAUUUUUCCCAACCUGGUGGCCUCCCGCUAUUCUGGACUAAAAUCUCUAAUGGAAAUGAGUAUUUGGUUACAUAUAUCACCAGUCUUUUAGAUAUAUAUUUAUUUUUAGCAAUCUUUUCUUUUCUUUUCUUUUCUUUUCUUUUCUGUUUUUCUCUUUUUCUCUUUUUCUAUUUUGUUAUCUUUAUUUGGUAUUUGUUUGUAUGGCAUAUAUGUUUGUCAGCAUAUGAAUAAACUGAAGAAUUGUUAAAAAAUAAAAAUAAAAUUUCUAUCACCUUGGACUAUUGGUCAUGCAAACUAUGGCAGCUAUCUUUCAUAGUCCAAAAUAUCAGGAGACUAGCAGUUGGUAAUGGCUGAUUUGAUACCUGAGUCUAAGCCUUUGGCAGACCUAAAGAUGUCUCCAUUUCAAUUGAUUAAAUUCCAGUUAGUACUUUUUUUGAUCACACUUAUUAUUUUAAUACUUCCUCUUAUUUCUCUGGGUGCCUAAUGAGAUAGACCAAACUGAGUUACAAUGGUGUGACUGAGGCCAACCAGUGUGAACUUUAAGAAAUUCAAAUGUGGGUUUCCAACUUCCAAAGCAAAAAUAUUUCACCACAGUUUCUGUUCGCAAAUUUCAGGUCACACUAAUCUGCAGCGUAGAAACUGUAUUCAUGGCCUUCAGUUUAGGGACAAGCUGUGCCCACGAAGACAAAGACAACCCACCAGCCAUGUAUUGUGUGGCAUUUCAUGUGCCUUUUUCAGACAGGCAACCAAAACAGAACAACAAUUUAGCUCCUAGUAGGCUAUCAAAAAUCCUUGGUAUUGUCCAUGUGGCUUAAUAGGUCAUAAAUGAUACAAGACUGCUCUUAGAGUAGAUGAAGCUCCCAUUCUAAGCCCACCUCAGCAAUGAAGAGAUGAUGUGUCUGCAUUGGUUUAGUGGGAAUGUGAACCAUAGUCUCUCUGUUUCUCUUGUGCUCUUCCACUCUUUUUACGUACAUGCACACACUGAGCAGUGGACCAUGUCAUCCCAGUCUUUAAUAAAAAUCCAGAUUUAGAAAGCCAUUGCAUCUGGUCAUCUUUGAUCAAUGUCCAGGUCACCUGAUAUAAGACUUCUACCAUUCAUCUUAUGUCUUCAUCUAACUCUCUCAAACCAUACAAAUGAGGUCAUGCUUAAGAAAGGAAGGCAACAAGAUACUUUUAAAACCAUGCAUUUGAUAUUCUCUUCAUCCCCCCCCCUCCUUUAACCUUCCAGAUGGCAACCCCUCUGCUCCACAUAUCUACAUCCUUCCUCCUCCUUUGGAUCAGCUGGCUCUGCAGGAAACAGCCACUGUCACUUGUUUGAUGAAAGAUUUCUCCCCUCCUGAGUUCUUUGUCAAAUGGCUGCGGAAUGAUGAGCCCGUGGAUGCUUCCAAAUACUUCACCAGCACAGCCACCCAGGAGUCCAAGGCACCCAAGCGGUAUUACGCCUAUAGCAUGCUGAACGUCAAUGCAGAAGAGUGGAAUUCUGGAACUACUUACACUUGCGUGGUGGGGCAUGAGAUGUUGCCCCUCCAGACAUCUCAGAAGACCAUAGACAAGAAUACGGGUAAACCAACCAUUGUCAACGUCUCCCUCUUGCUCUCCGACAUCACCAGCAGUUGCCAAUAGCCAUUCUUGUCAAGCCUCCUGCACAUCUUUCUCAGCUUCCUAAUUCUGCCAGCACCUACUUUCCCUUCUUGUGUCUCCAUUUGUUUAAUUACUGGCCUUUUGGGGAGGAAAAGAGGGGUGUUGUACCCUGAACGUUGUAGAAUUAACUGGCCUCAUCUCUUUGAAGUAAAACAAUAGUUUGAAAUGAAGAAAGUUUAUCAAAACAUAAGAAGAUAAUUCUGUCUUGUGGUUAGAAAUGGUGAUAAGGGGGUUAAUGUUAACCCCCAGUCACACAAACGUCAGAUGAGGUCUCUACCCCCCUUUGAAUUGGAUGGGAAAUUAAGCUUCCACCUACAGCAUCUUCUCAGAUAUGAUCUGGAAUUUUCAGAGGGUGAUAGAAGCAAUAGACACCCAAUCUUCCAUGAUUGUGCUUGCAGGACUUACUGUUUCCAGAAAUCACUUGGUCCAUUAGGUGCAUCAUGAUGGAAGAAUCUAGAGCUUCAUUAACAAGCAGGGCAUAUACACAUAUAGCAAUCAAUCAAUCAAUCAAUCAAUCAAUCAAUGUUAUGGUUGCUUUUGUUAUCAUUGACAAUGGCUACUACCUACAAUGGCUAUGUUCCCCAUUUGUGAACCCCUUAUUUGUGGCAGUAAGUUGAAAAUUCCAUCAGGAAACUUGUUUGCCGUUCCAACGCAACAGGGACAGAUCUAAUCUUGUCCUCAGGAAGAAGCACUCAAUAUAUUUGACUGCAUUCUGGGAAUAUUUGUUGAGUAACACAGCAGAGAUUCUAGUUUAUUCACUAAAACUCAUCUAGGAUUUCAUCAGAAUCUAUACAUGCCUACAGGCUGAACCAGAGGUGGACUUGCUCUAGAAUACUGAGUUAUCUUACCUAAACAGAUUCUAGGGCAAGGUCUGAAGUGAAGACACAUACUGCAGAAACAGUAUCCUUCAGCAUAUUCUAGGAUACUGCUGGGGUAGGUCCAAACUUGGUUUUAGUGUUACAUGAGAUAUUAUGGUAGUCAUUGCCCCCAUUCUUUUCUACUGAGCCAAUGCUGAUAUUAUUUUUAUAGACAAAAAACAAACAAAAUCAGUGGAUCACUAAGGAAACACACUUGUGCAGCAGCUGGCAAGGACUCCCAUCUACAAGACCUUUUCCAAUCUAUAUGGUGCACACAAAGGAUGGAGAAAUUCUCAAUUUUAGUUGGCCAUAAAAAUAGAACUGUUUUAAUUGUCUGUUUUAAUGCGAGUCUUUUAGUUCUGACCCUCUUACAGUUGUUUUAACUGAAUGUUUUUAUUUGUUUUUAGUUUUUAUCUGUUUUAAUUAUCAGUUUUGUUUUUUACCCACUUAAUAUUCUAUUCUCUGACUGCUGGUCUAUGACUGUAAUAAACUGAUUGAUUGAUUGAAUCAGAUAUAUGUUGGAGAUUAAGAAAAAACAGGUUUUGAGGUGUCAGUAGAAGUUGGUCUGCUGUGGAACUGAAUGCUCUUCUUCUUUUUUAGAUCUCCUUGUCCCUGUCAAGGUUGAGACCAUCCAGCCUUCCUUUGUUGAUAUUUUCCAAACCAAGAUGGCCAAUCUGACCUGCAGAAUUUCGAACAUACCUGAGGAGCAAGAUCUUGAGGAGCUGAAAGUCACCUGGACACGAGCAGAUGAUGACACACCCCUAGAGACUAUCCUUAAACCGUCCCAAGAACAAGAAAGCAGUGGUCUGCUAUUCAAGGAUGCAAUAGCUACGGUGUGUGCAGAUGAGUGGAACAAAGGGGAAACUUUCAAAUGCAAAAUUAUUCACCCAGCUUUAUUUCCCUCAAUGGAAGUCAGAUCCCUGCGCAAGCCUCAAGGUAGGUGUCUAUUUUACAUCAUCCUACAAAAAUGGCUAACAACGCUCAAUGUCACCUUAUUAGGACUUUGGCUUUACCAGACUCCAGAAGGCUCAGAAUAGUUUUGUUCUGCCCUAACAAUCAUUAAGUAUAGAUUUUUCCCAAACUGGUAGCCUCCAGCGAUUCUGGACUAAAAUUUCUAUCAUCUUUGACUAUUGGUCAUGCUAACUAGGGCAGAUAUGUUUCAGAGUCCAAAAUAUCAGGAGAGUAGCAUUUUGGGAAUGGCUGAUUUGAUACCCGAAUCUAAGCCUAUGGCAGACGUAAAGAUGUCUCCAUUUCAGUUGAUUUAAUUUCAGUUAGUACUUCUUUUGCUCAUACUUAUUAUUUUAAUAGUUCCUUUUAAUGCACUGGAUGUCUAAUGAGGUAGACCAAAAUGAGUUACAAUGGUGUGACUGAGGCCAACCAGUGUGAACUUUAAGAGAUUCAAAUGUGGGUUUCCAACUUCCAAAGCAAAAAUAUUUCACCACUUAGUUUCAGUUCACAAAUUUCAGGUCACACCAACCUGCAGCAUAGAAACUGUAUUCAUGGCCUUCAGUUUAGGGACAAGCAGUGCCCAUAAAGGCAAAGACAACCCACCAGCCAUGUAUUGUGUGGCAUUUCAUGUGCCUUUUUCAGACAGGCAACCGAAACAGAACAACAAUUUAGCUCCUAGUAGGCUAUCAAAAAUCCUUGGUAUUGUCCAUGUGGCUUAAUGGGUCAUAAAUGAUACAAGACUGCUCAUAGAGUAGAUGAAGCUCCCAUUCUAAGCCAACCUCAGCAAUGAAGAGAAGAUGUGUCUGCAUGUGCUUAGUGGGAACAUGAACCAUGUCAUCACAGUCUUUAAUAAAAAUCCAAAUUUAGAAAGCCAUUGCAUCUGGUCAUCUUUGGUCAAUGUCCAGGUCACCCUGCUAGAAGACGUCUACCAUUCAUCUUAUAUGUCUUCAUCUGACUCUCUCAAACCAAAAAAAUGAGAUCAUGGUUAAGAAAGGAAGGAAACAAGAUGGUUAGCAAUGUACUUUUAAAACCAUGCAUUUGAUAAUCUCUUCAUCCCCCCUCCUUUAACCUUCCAGAUGGCAACCCCUCUGCUCCACAUAUCUACAUCCUCCCUCCUCCUCCAGAUCAGCUGGCUCUGCAGGAAACAGCCACCAUCACUUGUUUGAUGAAAGAUUUCUCCCCUCCUGAGUUUUUUGUCAAAUGGCUGCAGAAUGAUGAGCCUGUGGAUGCUUCCAAAUACUUCACCAGCACAGCCACCCAGGAGUCCAAGGCACCCAUGCGGUAUUACGCCUAUAGCAUGCUGAACAUCUACGCAGAAGAGUGGAAUUCUGGAAAUACUUACACUUGCGUGGUGGGGCAUGAGAUGUUGCCCCUUCAGACGUCUCAGAAGACCGUAGACAAGAAUACGGGUAAACCAACCGUUGUCAACGUCUCCCUCGUGCUCUCCGACAUUGCCAGCACUUGCCAAUAGCCAUUCUUGUCAAGCCUCCUACACAUCUUUCUCAUCUUCCUAAUUCUGCCAGCAUCUGCUUUCCCUUCUUGUGUCUCCAUUUGUUUAAUUACUGGCCUUUUGGGGAGGAAAAGUGGGGUGAUGUACCCUGAAGGUUGUAGAAUUAACUAGCCUCAUCUCUUUGAAGUAAAACAAUAGUUUGAAAUAAAGAAAGUUUAUCGAAACAUAUGAAGAUAAUUCUGUCUUGUGGUUAGAAAUGGUGAUAAGGGGGUUAAUGUUAAUCCCCAGUCACACAAACAUGAGAUGAGGUCUCUACCCCCCUUUGAAUUGGAUGGGAAUUGGAUGGGAAAGCUUCUACUCACAGCACCUUCUCAAAUAUGAUCUGGAUUUUUCAGAGGGUGAUAGAAGCAUUGGACACCCAAUCUUCCAUGAUUGUGUUUGCAGGACUUACUGUUUCCAGAAAUCACUUUGUGCAUUAGGUGUAUCAUGUUGGAAAAUUCUAGAGCUUCAUUAACAAGCAUGGCAUAUAAACAUAUAGCACAAAAUAAAUAAAUAAAGGUUAUGGUUGCUUUUGUUAUCAUUGACAAUGGCUACUACCUACAAUGGCUAUGUUCCCCAGAGGGGCUGGGGCAACCCAGCCAAAUCGGCAGGGUAUUUAUUAUUAUUAUUAUUAUUAUUAUUAUUAUUAUUAUUAUUAUUAUUCCACCUACACUGUUGGAGGCAAUCUGCCUCUGAAUACCAAUUGCUGCUGGUGGUGGGAACCACUGUUGCAUUCAGGUCCUGUUCAUGGGCUUCCCAAAUGUAUACAAUUGCCCACGGAGAUUAUCCGAUGCUAAAUGGGCCUUUGACCUGAUCCUGCAGGAGUCUUCUUCUAUUAUUCUUACUACAUUUAAAACAGAAAUAUCAACAUGAACUAAUUUAUUGAAUUCAUUCAGUCACACGCACACAAAUCUCUGACCUUCCGAAUCCUUGGCCAGGUCAAAUCUUCCACUAUCCUUACAGAUAGUGUAAGUCACUCAGAUAGUGUAGUCACUCAGAAGACUACAGAAAAGAUUAGAGGGACCCAGAGCUGCUGCUACUCCAGCACUCUUCCUUAAAAUAGAAUAUAUUGUCCCUGCCUUCCCACCAUCUGCUCCCCUCCCCCCAAAAAAUAAUCCAUGGCAGAUCUUACACAGGAUUUCCUUUUCCAUAGUCACUGUCUCAGGACACGAAGUGCAGUUGCCUCUAGCAUAUCAGGAGCUAGGAAAAUAAACAAUGCUGGGGACACAUGCCUGUUUGGAGGUAUAGGUCACCCAUGUGCCAUACCUCAUUUCCACUCUUCCAAUCAACACUGAGGAAGGCAAGGCUGUGAAAAAACUAGGCCAAUUCUUUCAUUCACGUUAAGCAAAAGUUGCAAAAGUUGUCCUCCUCACUCAUAACAAUUCCCCACUUCUUCUUGGUAAUGGUAGGCUGUAGAAAGCCAAAAAAAAUAUAUCAGCAAGCAUCUCAGCCACAGUAGAAUGUGGAGCCCAGGAGAGCACUUUGAUUUCUUCAGUACUGGUUGGUAUUGAGGUGCAGCCCAAAGGAAUUUCUUUUGGGAAGAUCAGUGCUUUUCAUUCUUAGGUUCCUUUCAUAUAUGGAGUCUGGUUAAAUUGGAUAGUGCUCCUGGAGCAGGAACACAGCCUUCUCCCACAGAGACUUGCCUCAGGUACCUGGAGUUGUUUGUUCUGCUGACACCUUUGCUGCACAGAAUCCCCUAUUUGCUUCUAAUAAACAAAGGUUUAGAAGGUCCAUGCUUAUUACUGGAGAUAAAAACUAAAAGGAAUCUACAGGAUAAAAGGCUUAUAUAUGUACACACAUACACAAAAUGGAUCACACCAAUAUGAUGGAGCAGGCUGAGUUCCAAAUUUAUGAACAGAUGACAAAUGUUCAACCUUCUACUCAGUCAAAUAUAGUAGUGUGGCUUUUCUCAUUUUGUCACACAUACAGUACUGAUGACAGCUGAGAUACAAAUGUAAGGUCAUUUGUAGGUUCAUAAGUGUUACACAGAAUGCUAGAUGGAAUGCUAUUUUGGGAAGAUGGGCAUCCAUACUCUGUGGCAGAACAUUGGCUGAAAAAUUCCAAAUGAUCCCCAUCUUCAAAUCAUAAGAUAAACUCUUAUAAAUGUGUCUCAUGGUUGAGACAUCUCCUCCCGUAUAUUUCAUCAUUAAUGUACGCUCAUUAUUCGUUAAAGUUGCAUUCUACUUUAAAGAUGUAGGCUCAGUAAGGCAAGCUACACUAGCAACUUACUGUAUAAUACAAUACAAUAUGCAAUCCUGUGUACGAUGCUAUGUCAAGAACAACUCAAAAAUCACCCAGGCUGGGUGGGCAGUUAUUGCAAAAUUCCUGAGGGCUGUUCGUGGUUAAGAGAGCAUCAUGUUGAAUAAGGGCUCCUAGACUCCCUUCAGCAAGCAGACCGUACCAUGCAGAACUCCUAAAAGAUUUAUGGCUCUUUGAGUUAAUUGCAUGUUGUUGUUGUUGUUGUUGUUGUUGUUUAGUUGUUUAGUCGUGUCCGACUUUUUGUGACCCCAUGGACCAGAGCACGCCGGGCACUUCUCUUCUCAUGAGGUGGCCAAAGUGUUGGAGCCUCAGCUUCAGGAUCUGUCCUUCCAGUGAGCACUCAGGGCUGAUUUCCUUCAGAAUGGAGAGGUUUGAUCUUCUUGCAGUCCAUGGGACUCUCAAGAGUCUCCCCCAGCACCAGAAUUCAAAAGCAUCAAUUCUUCGGCGAUCAGCCUUCUCUAUGGUCCAGCUUUCACUUCCAUACAUCACUAAAUUGCAUAUUAGAUGUAGGCAAAAUCAGCAUCAUGCUGCCAGCACAACCAAAGGAGGAAACAGUAAACCAUUCACAAUAUUUAAUGCCCCUCGGUACAGCAUGCUACCAUUCCAAUCCUUCCCUAAAUCAGCACCCCUUGCCUUUUCUCAACAUCACCUGUCACCCGCCAGCAUCCAUGUUUGAUUGUGCCCAGUCCAAAAAAAAAAAUUAUUCUCUUGUCUCCCUAAGUAUCUUUUCCACAGUUCCUCACACUCUUUAUGUAACCCAGUUUUGUCCCCUGUGUCGCUUGGCUACACUGAGACCUCCCCAUGUUUCUAAACUGAUCUGCAUGUAUCAUCUAAAGCUUACCUAGAUGUGAUCGUGGAUACUGAUGACGAUGAAGAACUCCAAAACAUCUCAUCAAUCCUUUCCACUUUCAUCAUCCUUUUCCUCGUGAGCCUUUUCUACAGUGUCAUUGUAACUGUCUUCAAGGUAAGAUAUAUGGGGCAGAGGGAGAUAGGCAAAAUGAUCAAUAGUAACUCACUUGUAGCAGACAGGAUAAGGGAGAAAUGAGAGAACGCAAAAGCAACAUGCAGGUACUAUGGUCUUCAUGGGGUAGGCCAAGCCAAGAUUCUAGAAAAGACAAUUAUUUUGCAAAGCGUUCAGGUUAUACAAGUCGAAGGAAUAUUUGUCAAAGAUGCAGAUUAAAUAUUCAGAGCUUUGAUAAUGCAUUUCCCCCUCACUGUAUGGAUAUACAGUUGUACCUUGGAAGUUGAACGCUUUGCGACUCAAACGUUUUGGCUCCUGAAUGCCACAAACCUCGAAGUGAGUGUUCAGGUUUGCAAACAUUUUUUGGAACCCAAACAUCCUGCAGCCAAUCGGAAGCCACGCCUUGGUUUCCAAACAUUUUGGAACUUGGACGGACUACCAGAACGGGUUCCGUUCGACUUCUGACGUACGACUGUAUUUCAGCAAUUUCAAGCAGAACCUGUACAGAUCCAGCACUCUAAGUGAUGUAGAUAACCCCCCUGUCAGUUCCAGUCUUUCAGGAACUCCAAACCAUUGUUUCCACCCAACGGAAAAACCUCCCUAUGCUGCUCAAAGACAGCUUUAUUACAUCACAAAAUGGCAGAGGUAGACGGGACAGGAGGUUGUGAAACAGUGGAGGGUUGUGUGACAUUAUUUUCUUCCAUGACAUUAAUUAUGGUUGUUUUCCAAUUCCAGGUGAAAUAA
Messenger RNA from Podarcis lilfordi (Lilford's wall lizard), 13643 nucleotides. Lineage: Eukaryota; Metazoa; Chordata; Lepidosauria; Squamata; Lacertidae. The record is from the annotation of a GenBank genome assembly.